This is a messenger RNA of Naegleria fowleri, 5109 nucleotides long. RefSeq lists its product as uncharacterized. Gene Ontology annotation, biological process: actomyosin structure organization; peptidyl-threonine phosphorylation; microtubule-based movement. Gene Ontology annotation, cellular component: cytoskeleton; cytoplasm. The record is from RefSeq and is a predicted model, not a curated record. Gene Ontology annotation, molecular function: microtubule binding; ATP binding; microtubule motor activity. Bases 1 to 5109 code for a protein of 1702 amino acids. Lineage: Eukaryota; Heterolobosea; Eutetramitea; Acrasida; Naegleriidae. The transcript has 13 exons.
AUGACAAGCACAACACCCACCUCGACGACGACGGAUGAGAAAUUACGAGUUUUCAUUCGUUUCAGACCACACGUUCUCGCAAUCGAUCCACCUACAGCCAACAAAGAUGAUGCCACAAAGUGUUGUGCUGCCUUUCACAAGUCAGGAAAGAAGCUCCUGUUGAAGUAUGGUGUUGAUCAACCCAAAGAAUUUCAAUUCGAUCGGGUUUUUAACAUGAACACAGCUCAGGGCGAAGUCUUUGAAGAAGCAGCCCGCCCGAUGAUCUCUACCUUCAUGUCUGGUCGAAAUGUUACCUUCUUGUCAUGGGGUGCACCACCCAAGUCAGGUAAAACUUUCACAAUAUUGGGCUCCGAAGCUGUGAAUGCUGGCUCAGUGAUCGAUUGGCAAGAGGAAAAAGAGACACUGAUGGUAUUCUGCCGAGAUUUGUUCGUGGAAUUUUCGAUGCUAUUGUGGAGAGUCCAGAAACACUUUCAUUCACAAUUAAAUCAUGUUCAACAACAACACUCCGAAGAUUUCACUGGUCUCGAAUGUCUAUUGCAGGAGGAUACACAAGAAAUUGAAAUUAACGGACUCAUUGAACAAUUCGUGGAGGCUGAUGACGAGUUAUUAGACAUUUUGGCUUCAUCAAUUCAAAAACGAAAAAUUGAAAAAGUUAAAAAAGAUACAAAAUUUGCUUCCAACCUCAAAUUGACUUGUAUCGAUCUUGAAUCUCCCUUAAUUGAUAUUUCAGAAGAAGAGGCCGAAGAACUCGAAAAUGGACAUGCGACAUUUUCCGAUUUGUGCAACUUGAUGAAUGAUCCCAAAUCUCAAGAGGAUGACUCCCAGUUCUAUUCCUCGAGCUUAUCAGCUAUUCUAUAUUCUCGCUCUUUGCACAACUGUAUUGCUACCACCUUUAUAAAUUGCUCACCCGCCAUUCCUCAUGCAGCUCAAUUCACUCUGGGAGUUUUGGAAUUUGCGGACACAGCUUUGAAAAACCUUGUGGUACGAGGAGUGAAAACAGAGAACCUUUUACCAUUUGUGCCGGAUGACGCUGUUGUUGCAGUUCUCAUCCAGGUUUUAGCUCCUGUUUCUGAUCUCACAAAGACCAUUGACUCUACUGCAGAACAAUUAAUUACUUCCGUUGCUACGGAUCUCAAAAAACUUCAAGACACAGAAAAGGAGUACUACCAACAAAAGCAACAAAUUAAGAAUUUGCAACAAAACUUGGAAGAAACAAACUCUCAAUAUAGAGCAUUACAAGAGGUCAAUUCCACACUGAAGGAUCAGAUCGAUCAGUUACAACUUCAACUUAGCAAGACCACUAUUUCAAGCAAGUUGUUGUUACUGAGAAAGCAAAUCAAACGUGCCAAGACUGAAGUGAGAGAAAAAUUAACAGUAGAUGUGAAACAAUUUUGUGCAAACGCUCAAACUUCACUUUUUGAAACCAUGGGUCCUUCCAUGUUAGAAACCAUUAACACACAACUCAGUCUUAUCAAGAUUGAAAAUGAAAAGAAUAUUACUUUGCUGAACAAACAGCUCGAGGAAUCAAAGAAAGAAGUUUCCAAACUGAAGGAUGAAAUGAACAAGACCUUGGAAGAAAGAAAUGCUCUCAAACAAGAAAUUGACAAACAAAAACAAACAAUGAACGAAUUGUCACAAAGGAUUGCCGCUUUGGAGAAGCAAGAACAAGAAGCAAGUUCAAAGAUUUCCACUUAUCAAAAAGAAAAUGCUGAAUAUGAAAAAUCAAUUGAACAAAACAAAUUAGAAAUCUCUUACUUGAAAGAAAGUGUGAAACAAGAAAAGGCAAGUAGAGAAAAUACUUUCAAUGAGUUGGAAGUAGAGAAGAAACAAAAGUUAGAGCUCGAAAAGGAGGUAUCACAACUCAAAUCGAAUAUCGAGUCCUUAAAAUCGACCAUUUCAUCCAAGGAAGAAGAGCUUAAAACAUUGAUCAAGAAACAAGAACUGACCAAUUUGAAAAAUGAAAAAUCCACUCUGGAAACCAAGCUCAAGGAACUCGAAAACCAAUUGCGUACCGAGAAAGAAAAGGCUGCAGACCUUGAAAAGAAAUUAUCAGCCACUCAAACUACCCUCUCUCAACAUAGAAAAACCAUUGAGGAUAAAUCAAAAGAGAUUCAAACUUUAAAUAACAAGAUUUCUGAGAACACUCUUCAAAUUGAGAAUUUACAAAAACAGAAUUCUGAUCUGAAAAAGGAAAUUGAAGAAAUCAAUUCACAACUUGGCCAGAAGAGAGAAGAAGUGAGCAAACUGAGAGAUCGUGCUGAAAAAGCUGAAAAGCAAAAUGAAAUUCUCAACAAUGACAAGGUAAAAUCUGAAAAUACCAUUGCUGAGAUCAGGUCCAGUCUUCAAGAGGCAGCCAAAAAAGAACUCGAGACCAAACAAAACAUGACCUCACUUCAGGAGAAAUUGAGAAUCAAAGAACUAUCUUCUGAGAUUACUCAACUGCAAGAUGAAAAAUUGAAACAAAAGAAUCAAUUGCAAACAGAGAUUGAUUCACUUACACAAUCUGUUGAAAAGUUGAAUAAGGAAAAGGAAGCUCUUUCUGUGGAAAUUUCAAGCUUACGCUCUGAAUUGGAGAAGGAAUCUGCUGAAUUGGUAGAGUGGAAGAAAAACACGAAAACGCCUUUUCAACAAUUACAAGAAGAGUACUCUCGAAAUAUUGAAGAUGAAAAGACAUCUUCCCAAAACAAGGUUGAAAAAUUGACUAAUGAACUGCAAGAAGUUGAAAAGAAGCUGAAAGAUUCUAAAAUCGAGUUGGAUCGUAUUACUACCGACUAUGAAAACAAACUCUCAUCUCUCCGUGAUGCCAAUCAAAAACUUGAGAAAGAGCUCUCCGAAAAAAGUACUGCCGUUCUUUCCAACAUGUCCAGUGUUGAGAGUAUCAAUCAGGAAAAUCAAGAUCUGUUGAAGAAGGUAGAAGCACUGCAAAAUGAUCUCAAGGAAAAGGAUUCACAGUAUCAACAACUUGUCAAAGAUCAUGAACGUGUGAAGAAAGAACUUGAAGAUGAGAAAAAUAAUUUGACCAGCCUGAAAUCAAAAUAUGAAGAAACUAAGAACGAUCUUAACCGAGCACUGAGAUCCAAUCAGCUCAAAGAAAGUCUCUCUGAGGAACAAAAUCAAGUCAAAAAUCUCAAAUCUUUGGUUGAAGAGAAAAAUUCAGAAGUGGAGAGAACGAGAACAGAAUUGGUUGAAUCACGAUCUAAGGUGGAUAAUUUGGAAAUAUCUCUAAAAGAAGAAAAGCAAAAAUCCAUUCUUUUGAUUCAACAAACAAAGAGUGAACUUGAAAUGGAGAAGAAUAAGGCAGUUGAGGAAGAACGUAAAUUAGUCACAGCUCGAUAUGAAAAUGAAAUAGUUGAAAAAAUUAAAGAAGUUACUGAAAAACAUUCUGUGGCUUUGAAAGAGCACGAGAGGAAACUACGAGAUGCUGAAAAUGAUCAUUUACAAGCCAUUGAUGAUUUGAAAGUCAAACAUCAAAGUGAAUUGGAAAAAGUACAACAAAAGCACAAACAAGAGCGACUUGAAUUACAAAAGGAAAUUAUGGAAUUGACUGACAAAUCCGAACAGAAAGAUAACACAAUUUCAGAUUUGGAAAAUCAAAUCUCUAACAUUCACUCACAAUAUGAAGACAAGAAAGCAGAGCUUGAAGCAGCAAAAGACAAGAUUUCUGAACUCAAUUCCACCAUUACCGAUCUCAAUAAUACGAUCACCUCUCUUAACGAAAAGAAUGACAUGUUAUUGAAACAAUUAUCACAACAGGCUGAACAAAUCCAACAACAAGAACAAGAACUCCUUUCUGCCAAACACAAACAAGAAGGAUUGCAAGCAGAGCUUAAGCAAGCAGAAGCUAAACAAGAAAGGUUAAAGGCGCAACAACAAGAGAAGCAACAUGAAAAGCCACAACCAACACCACCAACACCAGUCGUUCAAGAUGAUCAAUCUCAGCCAUCCUCUUACCAGGAAGAAACUCCACUACACGGUCAACAACAACCUGUCGCAACCACUAAAAAGGUUGUUCGUGUGGUUAGAAGAACAGUGGUCAUGUCCAAAGAAGGUCUAUCACCAACUGAACAAUCUUCGCCAUCCAGUCCUGUGACAACAUCCACCUCAGCUUCCACUUCUCCUCCAAGUUCGAAUGUCAACACUGUCACGUCAUCACCCAUGAAAAAGACCUUGAACACAAGUGGUUCGAUCAUUGUGACCUCUCCUUCACUACAACCACAACAACAAACACCAAAAUCUACUUCCACCCCAGAGACUUCACAUUCCUCUUCAACUGUUGUUGAACAUUCUCCUUCAGAUGCAGUCACAACUUCCACAAGUGACGACACCUCCAAUAAUGACUAUUAUGAAGACAAUGAACCAAACUUGGAAAUUUUAGGACCUACCAAAUCUAAAAGUCGUUUCCCUGUCUUCUCUUCACAUUCGGGUGAUGUCAGCACCGAUAAAAAGAAACGUGCUUCUGUACGUUUGAGAACCACUUCAAUCGCUACUCUAUCGACACCAGUUCACCACUCGACAAAACAGCUCGAAACAGCGAAUGAUUACACCAGCGACUUUACUGCAUUUGCCAAUCCACUGUUUGAUAGCAAUGGAAGUGACAACUUGUCAUUUUCUUCGUCCUUAUUAAGCAGUUCUUCCACUACUGUUCGAACUUCAGUACGAGGAUCCACUCUCAUCAAUGUCAAACCAAAAACCACAAAUUCCUCAUCAUCCUCUCUCACAAGUAGUGGCAACAGUGGAAAUUUAUCAACAGCUGAUCGAGCAGAGAAAGCAAAAAACAAAACAGGAUUUCUCGUGAAACAAGGAGGAGGAUUUAAGAGUUGGAAGAAACGAUAUUUCAUUAUUGAAAGUGUAGAAUCCUCUCCAAGCCAAUAUCAACUCUCUUAUUAUAAACAGAAAGGAGAUCCAAAGCCAAUUGAUUCCAUCUCAUUGAAGGGUACACGAGUUCAAUAUGCAUCUGAGAGUGACAAGGACUUGAGUGGUAGAUUGUAUUGUUUCAAAUUGUCGACUGCUACUCGAACCUACGUAUUUGAUGCUUCUUCUUCUGAGGAUCGAACAGAUUGGGUGGACGCCUUAGAUAUUUUAAUUGUCUUGUCCAAUAAAUAUAACUAA